Arabidopsis lyrata subsp. lyrata is the source of this 1883-nucleotide messenger RNA. RefSeq names its product probable inactive receptor-like protein kinase At3g56050. NCBI's taxonomy places the organism in Eukaryota, Viridiplantae, Streptophyta, Magnoliopsida, Brassicales, Brassicaceae. Gene Ontology annotation, biological process: protein phosphorylation. Gene Ontology annotation, molecular function: ATP binding; protein kinase activity. The transcript is spliced from 5 exons. The record is from RefSeq and is a predicted model, not a curated record. The coding region runs from base 258 to 1709 and encodes 483 amino acids.
UUGUUAAGUAACUUCCACAAGUGUCAAGUGUGUAUAAUAAACUUCAAACUGUUGUUGCUUUUCUAAAAGAAAAAUCUUAAAGAGAGUAAUGAAAAUUGGUCGUUGGGUUUAUGAUAAUUAAAAAAGGUUGAAAGAGUAUUAGCAACCGUUGAUUAGUCUUCUUGAUCCUCAACGACGACUUCAACUGCUCCUCCAACAUUCUCUUCCUUCCUCCUUCUUUCGGUAACAAACCACAGAAGCAAACAAAUCAAUCUCCUAUGAGUUCCAAUAGACGGCGGAGAUUCAUUCUCCGAACAGUAUUCUCCAUCAUCUUCCUCACCUUUCUUCCUCUGACUCUUAACUCUCAAGAGAUUGUAGAAGUCUUUGGUUCUUCUCAAGAUCACUUAUCGAUCCAGCCCAGAGUUUAUGGGAACCGUCGCAGCUUGAUUGAUACACCUCUUCCUGGCAAAUCCCCUGCCCUGGAUGCCUCCCCGCCAUCUCCGGAAUCUGCAAUCUUCAGAGAUCCCCUGCCGCCUCAGCCACCACUAGAAGGCGACAAAACCCCGAGCCCUCCUCAAAGUGGUGUGAGAUCACAAACACCAGAGAACCCUCCUGCUAUUACUCCUUUGCCUGUACCUCUGGCUCCACCUCCAUCUCCUCCUCCGUCUCCAGAAACUACAAAGAAGUCUUCCAAAGUUUAUAUGAUCGUCGGCAUAGUCGUUGGCGUAUUCACAGUCUCGGUAGCAUUAAUCAUCAUCUUUCUUAUCCUCAGUCGAAAGAUUCCAAUCAAGCCUUGGACCAACAGUGGCCAGCUUCGAGAUGCUCUUAUCGCAGCUGAUGUUCCGAGGCUGCAGCUAUCUGAGCUGCAAGCAGCCUGCGAAGAUUUCAGUAACGUCAUCGGAUCUUUCUCAGACGGCACCAUUUAUAAAGGAACUUUGUCCACUGGUGCUGAAAUCGCCGUUGUGUCUAUUGCAACUGGUUCUCGUGCAGCCUGGUCCACCGCCAUGGAAACACAGUUGCUACAGAAGAUGCAUAACUUAUCCAAAGUGGAUCACAAGAACUUUCUGAAUGUGAUUGGUUAUUGCCAUAAUGAAGAGCCCUUUAACCGAAUGCUGGUUUUUGAAUACGCUCCCAAUGGAUCCCUGUCCGAGCAUCUGCACUCUCAACACGUGGAGCACUUGGACUGGCCUACCAGACUCAGAAUCUUCAUGGGAAUAGCUUACUGUCUAGAGCACAUGCUCAAUCUCAACCCACCCAUCUUGCACUCCAAUUUGGACUCCUCUUCUGUCUACUUGACUGAAGACAACGCCGCCAAAGUCUCCGACUUUUCUGUCAUCAACUCCAUCUUUCCCGCUAAGGAGGCUUCCUCGAGCAAGAACCUUCUAGAACCCUCAUUACUUGAUACCCAGACCAACGUCUUUAACUUUGGUGCCGUUGUGUUCGAAAUCAUCAGUGGGAAGUUACCAGACCCGGAUUCUUUGUUUCUUGAACCCAAGCCCGCAAGAGAUAUUGUGGACCCGAAACUGAAAACGUUUCAGGAGGAUGUUGUUGAGAGACUCUUGGAGGUGGUUAGGCAGUGUAUGAAUCCAUACUCAGCUCAGCGGCCAACAAUGAGAGAGGUUGUGGUGAAAUUGAGAGAGAUAACUGGAAUAGAAGCUGACGCAGCAAUGCCGAGACUGUCUCCACGGUGGUGGACAGAGCUGGAGAUCAUAUCCACAGAAGGAAACUAAAGAGAAAGAAGCCGUCCUUUUAGGUGUCCCCUGUAUAUAUAUACACAAAUGACACUGAAGUGAUGAUCAUCUUUUUUUUUUGUUCCUCUGCAUUAAAAGACUCUUCACUGAUACUAAAAAAAGUUGGUUUUGCAUAGAAACCAUUGGUAAGAUUAAUAAAUGGCAGUUUAUUUA